Penicillium olsonii is the source of this 2964-nucleotide messenger RNA. The record is from the annotation of a GenBank genome assembly. Lineage: Eukaryota; Fungi; Ascomycota; Eurotiomycetes; Eurotiales; Aspergillaceae.
AUGAGAGACCCUAACGACUCUUUCCUUACUGGAAGCACUGCCAACUACAUCGAUGAGAUGUAUGUCGCGUGGAAGAAGGACCCCUCGAGUGUUCACAUCUCGUGGCAAACCUACUUCAAGAACAUGGAAGAGGGUAACAUGCCCAUCUCCCAGGCCUUCACUCCUCCUCCCACUCUCGUUCCUACCCCUACCGGUGGUGUCCCCCAGGACAUGCCCGGUGCCGGUCUCGACAGCGGUGCGGAUGUGACCAACCACUUGAAGGUCCAGCUGCUCUGCCGCGCCUACCAGGCCCGUGGUCACCACAAGGCUAAGAUCGAUCCCCUUGGCAUCCGCGGAGAAGCCGAGGCCUUCGGAUAUGACAAGCCCAAGGAGCUUGAGCUCGACCACUACGGCUUCACUGAGCGUGACCUGGACCAAGAGUUCGCUCUUGGACCCGGUAUCUUGCCCCGUUUCAUCACCGAGACUCGCAAGAAGAUGACCCUGCGCGAGAUCAUCGAGGCCUGCGAAAAGAUCUACUGUGGCUCCUACGGUGUUGAGUACAUUCACAUUCCUGACCGUAAGCCUUGCGAGUGGAUCCGUGACCGCUUCGAGAUCCCCCAGCCCUACAACUACUCGGUCGAUGACAAGCGCCGCAUCCUCGAUCGUUUGAUCUGGUCUUCCAGCUUCGAGUCCUUCCUCGCCACCAAGUUCCCCAACGACAAGCGUUUCGGUCUUGAGGGUUGUGAAACUCUGGUCCCCGGUAUGAAGGCCCUCAUUGACCGCAGUGUCGACUAUGGCAUCAAGGACAUCGUCAUCGGUAUGCCUCACCGUGGUCGUCUCAACGUUCUGUCCAACGUCGUCCGCAAGCCCAAUGAGUCCAUCUUCAGCGAGUUCGCUGGAUCCACCGAGCCUUCUGAUGAGGGUUCCGGUGAUGUCAAGUACCACUUGGGUAUGAACUUCGAGCGUCCCACCCCCUCCGGUAAGCGUGUGCAGCUGUCUCUGGUCGCCAACCCCUCCCACCUCGAGGCCGAGGACCCCGUUGUUCUCGGAAAGACCCGUGCCAUCCAGCACUACAACAACGAUGAGACCCACUACGACUCCGCCAUGGGUGUCCUGCUGCACGGUGACGCCGCCUUCGCUGCCCAGGGUGUCGUCUACGAGACCAUGGGAUUCCACUCACUUCCCGCCUACUCCACUGGUGGUACCAUCCACCUUGUCGUGAACAACCAGAUCGGUUUCACCACUGAUCCCCGUUACUCUCGGUCCACCCCCUACUGUUCCGACAUCGCCAAGUCCAUCGACGCCCCCGUCUUCCACGUGAACGCCGAUGAUGUUGAGGCUGUCAACUACGUUUGCCAGGUCGCUGCUGACUGGCGUGCUGAGUUCAAGCGUGACGUUGUCAUCGACAUGGUUUGCUACCGUAAGCAGGGUCACAACGAGACUGACCAGCCCUCCUUCACUCAGCCUCUUAUGUACAAGCGCAUCGCCGAGCAGAAGGCUCAGCUCGACAAGUACGUCGAGAAGCUGAUUGCCGAGGGUACCUUCACCAAGGACGACAUCGAUGAGCACAAGAAGUGGGUCUGGGGAAUGCUCGGCGACAGCUUCGACCGCAGCAAGGACUACCAGCCCACCGGUAAGGAGUGGCUCACCUCUGCCUGGAACAACUUCAAGUCUCCCAAGGAGCUUGCCACCGAGGUUCUGCCUCACCUGCCCACCGCUGUCGGCGAGAAGUCCCUCCAGCACAUUGCUGACAAGGUCAGCGGUACUGGUGCCCCUGAUGGCUUCGAGCUCCACCGCAACCUCAAGCGUAUCUUGAGUGGUCGCAAGAAGGCUGUCGGCGAGGGCAAGAACAUUGACUGGGCCACCGCGGAGGCUCUUGCUUUCGGUUCCCUUGUCGAUGAGGGUUACCACGUCCGUAUCUCCGGACAGGAUGUCGAGCGUGGUACCUUCUCUCAGCGUCACGCCGUCCUGCACGACCAGCAGACCGAGCGCACCUACACUCCCCUGAAGCACAUCAGUGACAAGCAGGGUAGCUUCGUCAUCUCCAACUCCUCCCUGAGUGAGUUCGGUUGUCUCGGCUUCGAGUACGGUUACUCCUUGACCUCCCCCAACGCCCUGGUCAUGUGGGAGGCUCAAUUCGGUGACUUCGCCAACAACGCUCAAUGUAUCAUUGAUCAGUUCAUCGCUUCCGGUGAAUCCAAGUGGCUCCAGCGUUCCGGCCUGGUUGUCUCCCUGCCCCACGGUUACGACGGCCAGGGUCCCGAGCACUCCUCUGGACGCAUGGAGCGCUGGCUUCAGCUUUGCAACGAGGAGCCCCGUGUCUACCCCUCCGCUGACAAGCUCGACCGCCAGCACCAGGACUGCAACAUGCAGAUCGCCUGCAUGACCACCCCUGCCAACCUCUUCCACAUGCUUCGUCGCCAGAUCCACCGUCAAUUCCGCAAGCCUUUGGUGAUCUUCUUCUCCAAGUCGCUGCUGCGUCACCCUCUUGCCCGCUCUGAUAUCGAGGCUUUGACCGGUGACUCUCACUUCCAGUGGAUCAUCCCCGAUGAGGGUCACGGUACCACCAUCGAUGCCCCCGAGAAGAUCGAGCGUGUCGUCCUUUGCUCAGGCCAGGUCUACGCCGCCCUGAUGAAGCACCGUGAGGCCAACGGUAUCCGCAACACUGCCAUCACUCGUGUUGAGCAGCUGCACCCCUUCCCAUGGGCUCAGCUCAAGGAGAACCUUGACAGCUACCCCAACGCCAAGAACAUCGUCUGGUGUCAGGAGGAGCCCCUCAACGCCGGUGCCUGGUCGUACGCUCAGCCCCGCAUUGAGAGCUUGCUGAAUGCCACUGAGCACCACAACCGCCGCCACGUCCUCUACGCUGGUCGUGCUGGUAGCGCCUCCGUUGCUACCGGUCUCAAGGCCGUUCACCUUAAGGAGGAGCAAGAGUUCCUGGAAGAUGCCUUCUCCAUUCACCAGGAGCGCCUCAAGGGCGAGUAA